This is a messenger RNA of Vigna unguiculata (cowpea), 1318 nucleotides long. Its product is annotated as vesicle-associated protein 1-2-like. NCBI's taxonomy places the organism in Eukaryota, Viridiplantae, Streptophyta, Magnoliopsida, Fabales, Fabaceae. The record is from RefSeq and is a predicted model, not a curated record. Gene Ontology annotation, biological process: endoplasmic reticulum membrane organization. Gene Ontology annotation, cellular component: endoplasmic reticulum membrane; plasma membrane.
UCAACUCAGAGCAACACAACAACGUUUCUUUCUUCUCAUUCUCUUUCUCUUUCUCUUUCUUUCUCUUUUCGCUUCUUCUUUCCAUUUCAUUUCAUUUCAUUCACCACCACCAACUCUUCUUCUUCUUCGUCUUCUUCCGAUUAGGGUUCCACUAUAUUCUAUUCUUUUGUUCUUCACAUUCUUAUCUUGCACAACACACCACUCAUUCAACCACCCAUGGCUACAGAGCUUCUUCAAAUCGAUCCGCCGGAGCUCCGAUUCGUUUUUGAACCGAAGAAACAAAGUUCAUCUCUGGUUCAACUUGGGAACAAAACAGAUCAUUAUAUUGCGUUUAAGGUUAAAACAACGUCACCGAAGAAAUAUUGUGUUAGACCCAACAUUGGCAUCAUCAAGCCCAACGAAAAAUGUGAUUUUACCGUUACUAUGCAAGCCCAGCGUGAUGCACCACCUGAUAUGCAGUGCAAAGACAAAUUUCUGAUUCAGAGCACCGUUGCCCCUUUUGGAGCCACAGAGAACGACAUCACGUAUAAUAUGUUUGCAAAAGACAGUGGAAGGCUUAUUGAGGAGAAGAAGCUGAGGGUAGUUCUCAUCAGCCCAUCGUCUUCCCCGGUGUUGCUUCCAGUAAAUGGUGAUAUGAAGCAUGAUCCAUCCAACGAAAUUGAUGUGCAAAAAGACAGGGUGCUCAGUGGAGUUGAAAACAUACCUCCUCGCACAAUUUCUGAGGAAGUUAAAGGUUUGGAACCAAUCAAGGAUACGAAGGAGGAUAGAGCAGAUGAGGAUGUAGUCCCAAUACAAACUGAGAAUGUGGGUGACAUGAAGGCAGCAAAAGACGACGUGCAGUUGAAUUUAGAUAACGAAUCUGAGGAAUUGAAGUCAAAGCUUGGUAUAAUGGAUUCAAAGCUGAGAGAGGCCACGGUAACCAUCACUAAGCUGAAUGAGGAGAGGCGUAGGAACACGGAAGAAAAAGACUUACUUAAGAAAGAGUUGGAGUUGUUGAAGAGGGAAAUCAACAGGAAAAGAACUCAGGGUGGCUUUCCAUUUCUGUUUGUUUGCAUGGUUGCUCUGAUCAGCGUGGCAGUUGGAUAUUAUAUGCAUCCUUAAGAGAGAAAACUGCGUGUAUAGGAUGAUACCGCACCUUCAAAAAUCAUGGAUCUCUCCGUAGUGAUGACUGACUGGGAUAGAGGAUGGUUCAUUUGUUUAUUGUGAUGGUUUCACUCCACACAGAUCAUGGAAAGCUUUGUGAAUUGGUGUAAAGUGAACUAAGCCUUUUACUACAAGUAUAAUAACAAGCAUUCUGAUACUUUGGUUUGUUCCUUAA